CUUUAAAGUUCUUGAAAUUGCCUUUGAAGUUCCCAUUUACUAAAGACAAUUAAGCUCAAUGCACUAUCCGGAAAAUACUUCUGAUUGAAUCUUGCUUGCGACAGAUAGCAAUAAAGCUUUCCAAAGAAAUGUUCACCUAACAAUAAAGCAUAACAUUCGUCAAGUGCCUUAAACAUUAUAGCUAUAAUUUCCUUAUUAUACAGUUUCUUACCUAAGAAUAGGCGCUACAAAGCACUGAUAUUAAAUUUAUUUUUUCUUUUAAAAUGAGGAUUGCGUUUUUUGUUUUAGAUACUUGGCAAUGAAUUACUGAUAAUGAUGUUUGGGACUAAAAACAAGUCCUCUGUAACACACGUUAUCAAAAGCUCUUAAAUUAGGUCUCUUUUAUCGCAUAAAAUUCAUUUUUAACCAUACACUUCUUUACCUUAGGACACAGUAGGUACUUUACCGUUAUCCAUACCGGUUGUGAUAUUUUUGGAUAUUUUACAUAUUUGAUCCCCGGACACCAACCAGCAGUGUUAUUCAAUACAUUAUCCCCUAAAAAAAUCUGUUAUCAAUUAAAAUUCACAGUUGCGAAGGAUUUCAUAAUCCUCGAUUUGUUUUUACUGUGACUAUGAAGAUUUUACUAGUAACAGCAGCCUACAUAGCAAGUAAGAGUUUGGUUUAUUCAAAAAUCAAGAGAUAUAUUUUCUGUCAAUCAAAUAUGAACAACCUUCCAGUGUGCUCCGGCCAUGCUUUUCCUUCGGUGCCGGGAGACAACAGUCACUACGUAGAGGGUGAGAGCCGCUACAUCUGGAUGGCAGACGGUGAAGGCAAGCCAGUGCUGGAGGACCUUCACGAGCCCAUCGAUGAAGCUUUACUAACUUCCAGAAAUGGGGCCAAUAACCAGUAUUGGCUUUACACCAGGUCGAACCCGAGCAAUGCUCAAAUACUAAUUCAUGGAAAUGCCAAAACUGUCUGGCUAUCAGACUAUCUCGGGUUACGUCCAUUAAAAGUCAUUGUUCAUGGAUGGAAAAAUGAUGGAGACUCAGCGAUGAAUCCUCUCAUCACAUCGGCUUUCCUUGCCGUACUAGAUGCCAACGUCAUCGUAGUGGACUGGCGCACUUUCGCCAACUCACACUACACUACCGCUUCCAACAGCGUCCCUGCAGUUGGCCUGGCUCUUGGAAAUUUUCUUAUCUGGCUCUUUAACACUGCUGGUGGCAACUGGAACAACGUGCAUCUAGUUGGCUUCAGUUUAGGAGCUCAUAUUGUAGGAGUCGCUGGACGCCAUGUAGGUGGACGUAUUGCUCGUGUUACCGGUUUGGAUCCAGCAGGUCCUGGGUGGGCCGAUAACAUCCAUGCGCUAAACAGAAACGCUGGUAUAUACGUCGAGGCUAUCCAUACUGACGGCCAUAUCCUUGGUAUAUUCAACGCCGUUGGCGAUGCUGAUUUCUAUCCCAACGGCGGUCAAAACCCUCAACCUGGUUGCCUGUUCAGUGUGUGUUCGCAUGGACGAGCGAAUCUUUUGUUUGCAGCAAGUAUUCGUUAUAAUCACCUCGUUGGACGACUGUGCUCAAAUCUUUCGACCGCUGAGCUCUCAACCUGCUCAGGACAUACCUUCAAUAUGGGGAACUCUAUUAUCUUCAAGCAAGGGUAUGUUUUUUUUGUUCAUUUAAUAUCAAUACUGCCUUUAUUUUUUGACAAGCGCUCCUUAGCUGUAAUUACAGUGUUUCUGUACUUUGAGCAAUGCUUUUAUUUCUCGUUGAAUUCUUAUAACUAAACCACUAGUGGUAUAUGAUAUAAAGUACAUAAUUAAUAGGGAUGACGACAAUUUUUUUUGCACUGUCCGUCAUG
Messenger RNA from Trichoplusia ni (cabbage looper), 1833 nucleotides. Its product is annotated as pancreatic triacylglycerol lipase-like. The coding region runs from base 611 to 1759 and encodes 382 amino acids. NCBI's taxonomy places the organism in Eukaryota, Metazoa, Arthropoda, Insecta, Lepidoptera, Noctuidae. The record is from RefSeq and is a predicted model, not a curated record. Gene Ontology annotation, biological process: lipid metabolic process. The transcript has 3 exons. Gene Ontology annotation, molecular function: lipase activity.